AUGGAUAACGCUGAAAACCGACUUUUCCGUCCUUGGGACCGGGAGUGCGUUGGCCGGCGUCUGCCUCCUCAGGAUUUGAAUGUGAGGAAUGAACGGCAAGAGGAUACCGAGAGUGUGGUGACGUCGACGAGUGCGUCUCCAGCAUUAUCAUAUAUUGAUGAUCUUCGGAGCCGUGGAGUUUUCUAUUUUAUGCAUUUCGGCCACCAUAUGACCAUGAGUGACCCACCGCUAUUUCCCGUGGAUCUUUCGAGGAUGGAACUAAAUGGUCCGUUGACUGUUACGACAACCCCCGCGCCUUCAUUUCCUCCUUUUGCUCCAAUUGCUCCUUUUGCUCCAAUUCCUCUACCGCUGUACCCGAGUUAUUUGGAGUUUGCGAGUCCUGAAACGAGGGAGACAAUUGAAGCUUAUUGGGACCGUGUAAAUAAAGAUGGAUAUGAUGCAAAUGCUCCUGCGGAGUACUUGUCAGAUAUGGAAGCGGCUGUCACGAUGGUUCAUCAAGAGGAUAUGGCGGCCAAGGAGAUGAAAAAAAUGCGACCUAAGAAAUUCGUCUGUGAUACCUGCAACGUCGCCUUCAGCAAUAAAGGACAACUGAGAGGACAUCUUCGCAUCCACACGGGUGAAUAA
This is a messenger RNA of Diachasmimorpha longicaudata, 624 nucleotides long. RefSeq lists its product as uncharacterized. NCBI's taxonomy places the organism in Eukaryota, Metazoa, Arthropoda, Insecta, Hymenoptera, Braconidae. The transcript has a single exon. The record is from RefSeq and is a predicted model, not a curated record. Bases 1 to 624 code for a protein of 207 amino acids.